Molecule: messenger RNA, 2775 nt
Organism: Linnemannia hyalina
Lineage: Eukaryota; Fungi; Mortierellomycota; Mortierellomycetes; Mortierellales; Mortierellaceae
Source: the annotation of a GenBank genome assembly
AUGGAACAACCAACAGCAGGUCUAUUGACAGGGCCUCAAGGAACCCAAACCACACUUAUAGAAGCACCUCAACAACCACCACCAGUCGUCGUCGUCGACGGCCAGGAAACCGUCGCCUCACUGGCACCAGCAGUGGAGACACCGACAGAGGCAGUCGUAGCUACGCCACCGCCUCAGGAAGUCAACCCGACCGAGGCAGCCGUAGCUACGAUACCGCCUCUGGAGGCCAACCCAACCGUGCAAACAGACCUUACAGUCGAAGUGCCUACCCAACAAUCACAGCCUGGGCCCCCUGAAGAACUAACAAACGAAGCACAACAGGUGAACGAACUAGUCGCUCCUACCAACGGCAAUACACAGGAAAACGUACCUGGCGAACAGCAAGAGCAGUCACAAGUGGACGGAGCAGAUGCAGUGAAUGUUGCCCCAGCUUUGCCCGUUGAGCAGGAAGUAGCCGCGGAUCAGGAGCAGGCAGUUCAACCCGUGGAGAACGUCGUUCAGGAAGCAGCAGUUGAUGGCGCACCAGCGGAAGAGGCUGUGGUCGUGGAUGCAGCUGUGGUCAUUGCUGCUGGGGACGAAGCACCUGCAGCUGAUGCUCCGGCCGUCGACGCCCUUGCAGUUGAAGCACAUGCUGCCAAUGAACCCGCCGCAAACCCAGACGCUGUAGAGGUGCCAGCAGCAGACGUUGCAGAGGUACCGGUAGGAGAUGCUGUGGAGGUGCCAGCAGGUGAGGCUGUAGAGGUGCCAGCAGGAGACGCUGUAGAGGCGCCAGCAGCAGACGCUCCCGCAGAUGGAGAGGCAGCUGAGGCAGCUGACGAUGCAGAGUCAGACGAUGAUGACGACGAUGAUGCCGCAGAAGCAACGCCCGAGGUCUUUCACCGCUGUGACGAUGCUGAGUGGAUGACUCGGAAGCACAUUCCUCUGAAAGGAGAGCUGGAAGAACGGACGUGUGUAUACCACGAAUGGCGUAUUGACGACUGGGCUGGCCUGGAAAGACGAACUACUAGCCCCGAAUUCGUCAUUGGAGGGUACAGAUGGCGACUUCUUGUUUUCCCUCGAGGCAAUAAUACGACCGAUCAAGUUGCUGUCUACCUCGACUCCGCUGAGCCUCAGGGAGACGACAGCUGGCAUGUGUGUGCUCAGUUCGCGCUUAUAAUUUCUAGCCCCGAUGACCCCACUGUUCAUUUCACCAACUCUUCACAUCACCGGUUCAACAACGACGAGUCCGACUGGGGCUUUACCAAGUUCUUCGCUAUCGCGGAUCUGGAACGCGCUCGGGAUUCCCGCGGUAUUUCCAUUCUCAACAAUAACCGACUCGUCAUCUCGACAUAUGUCCGUGUCUACAAGGAUCCUACGGGUCUGCUGUGGCAAGAGUCAAAUGGAUACGACUCCAAGGCAUCGACGGGCUUUGUUGGAUUAGAGAAUCAAGGCGCUACCUGUUACAUGAAUUCGAUGCUGCAGUCGCUUUACUUUACCAACUACUUCCGCAAGGCGGUGUACGACAUUGCCACGGACGAGGAAGAGCCCUCACAAUCUGUGGCGCUUGCUCUGCAGCACGUCUUCUACCAACUGUCGAUCAGCUCGAAGGCAGUGUCGACAAAGGACUUGACACAGUCGUUCGGAUGGGAUGAGGUCGAGAGCUUCCGACAGCACGAUGUCCAAGAGUUCAAUCGUGUCCUUCAGGAAAGCUUGGAGCAGAAGAUGAGGGGGACCAAAGCUGAAGGGGCGAUUCAGUAUCUCUUUGGUGGAAAAACCAAGAGUUUCGUCAAGUGUCUAAACGUCGAAUACGAGUCAUCUCUCACUGAGACCUUCUGCGAUAUCCAAUUGAACGUCAAGGGUUGUGCAACUCUUAGAGACUCUUUCGUCGACUACGUGAAAGUGGAGACACUGGAUGGCGACAACCAAUACUAUGCCGAGGGUCAUGGUCUCCAGGAUGCGAAAAAAGGCGUAACAUUUGAGUCCCUUCCUCCAGUGCUCCAUUUACAUUUGAAGCGCUUCGAGUACUCUCCUGAGCGACAGGCAAUGGUCAAGAUUAACGACAGACACGAGUACCCCGAGAAGAUUGAUCUGGCAGAGUUUGUCGCCGAUGGGGAGCAAAAGGAGAAAUUGGGUGAGGAUGGGUACAAAUACUCUAUCUAUGGAGUUCUUGUUCAUUCGGGCGUCAUGAACAGGGGACACUAUUUUGCGCUCUUGAAGCCCCAGGCAGAUGGCAACUGGUAUCGCUUCAACGACGACACUGUUACCCAAGGAACUCUCGCCGAUGUUCUGGAAGACAAUUACGGCAGCGGUGAUCCUGAGGAGGACACUGAGGCUAUGGCUCUUCCUUUACGACAGGCAAAGAGGCAAAAGCGUGUGACAAACGCGUACAUGUUGAUCUACAUCCGAGACUCUGCCGUUGAGGAGGUUCUGAAACCCGUGACAGCAGAAGAGGUCCCCGAGAAGAUUCUCAAGCAACUGGAAGAGGAACGCAAAACUCAGGAGGCCGAGAAGAAAGCCAAGGAGGAGGCUUUGCUUUGCUUUGAUGCGCGUGUUGUCUCGGACAACGACUUUAGGGCGCACAAUGGAUUUGAUCUGUACAACACCACUUCAGAAACAACAGGCAAGGCGCUCAGAGUCAAGAAGAAGGACACCUAUGCAUCUUUUAAGCGCACUCUUGCUGAAGACCACGGGAUUCCCGAGGACCAGUUGCGGGUCUGGACGCUAGUGAAGCGACAGAACGACACCUUCAGGACAGACGUCCCCAUCCCCGACACCGAGGCCAUGACCCGUAAGUGA